GUGACACAGCUGAUUUUGUGAAGCUUCGUGUGUAUGGGAAGGCCUAGCCUUAUCUAUCGUACCACUCUCAUUGAACAUCACACGACUGAGUAAAUUACGUCAUUGACUGAUAUUACACCUUGGAUCUGUAGUAAGUUUUUAAAUCACCCCCUCCCUCCCUUCGUCAUUGAUACCACCACCAUCUUACCAGUUGCAAUAUGCCGCCGAAAAAGACAACACCUGCCGCCAAAGCCAGCAGUAAACCAGCGGUUAAGAAGACGGGAAAAUCACCUGCAAAGAAGCCAUCCGGAUCUACUGCUGCUAAAGUUACAGCACCGAAAAGAGAACCCAUUAAAGUUGGUGUUACUAUUCAAUUAAAACAAUUGGUUAAUAUACUGAAAGACGGAGACGGCACUAUCAAGAACACAGGCAGAUGGCCAUUGGUUAUCGAUCCUUCCGGGCGUGCAGGCACGUUCUUACGUUAUCAAGACACCAAUUACCUGCAGGCUCUUAGCCCCGAUGACAUGCAGCCAGAAACAAUAAGGAAGGCUUUGAUUGGUUCAAUAAGACACGGAAAAACAUUUACGAUCGACAUGAUUGAAUCGGAUAUGUACGGUAAUAUAAAGACACAAAUGGAUGAGAUUCAGAAAGGACUUCUUGAUUGCCUCCUGUCAAAAGAUCUAUUGAAAGAUGAAAAAUAUUUGACAAUCGUGAAAGAGUCCGAUGGCGGGGAAUAUGGUCAAUAUAAAUUCAAUGACCUGUAUAUGAAUGAUUUUGUUUUUGUGCUGGUCACGCAGAUGUCCUCACCCGGAGAAGAACUACUAAACAAGUUCUACACCGUAACAAUUUUGGAAAAUUGA
Saccoglossus kowalevskii is the source of this 839-nucleotide messenger RNA. RefSeq names its product IQ motif and ankyrin repeat domain-containing protein 1-like. The record is from RefSeq and is a predicted model, not a curated record. NCBI's taxonomy places the organism in Eukaryota, Metazoa, Hemichordata, Enteropneusta, Harrimaniidae.